AUGCUAUUCACAUCCUACUUGACUUGCUUCGCCUUCUUGGCUACCACCGCUAUUGGUGCGUGGAACGACUUCACUGACCUGCACCCGGUCUUGGCCCCUCGCUAUGAUGUGAACAAGUACGCCAAUAUGGUGCCCCUUAAGAACGUCAGUCUCUACUAUACUCUCGGAAAUUCCAUGGAUCCCCUCAAUAGCGUCAACAUUGAUCUACUAGCCAAGCAACCUGUCAUGCUACUGGAGUCCAUCGGAUCGGUACACGCGGUUACUUGCACGUCUAAUACGGUGACUGUUACUUUCAAUUCUACAACUGCGUUCGAGCACGCCCUUAAAAUAUGGCCAAUCUAUGACACCUUCUACCUAGUCACGAAUGGCGCAGAGGGUUGUGACGCUAAAGGUGAAAGAGGAAUCUACGAAGUCGAAAGUCUCAUCUGGCAAGACGACAUCGCCACAGUAACGGCACGAACCAUCAAGAAGAGCUUUACCGCUAUAACUGAUACCAUGCAUGUCACCUUUUCCCAUGUUCGAAGCUCAAUGCAGAACAGUAGCGGAAACAUCACGUUCGAUGAGCCUGGUAUCAAUGUUGCCUCCAACUUCUCACUUCCUCCGGACAUGGAAAUCUUUGAAGCACCACACUUUACGACUAUAGCCAAGGAUGGAUACCUCACCGAUGCUGCUAUAAUCCGCGGCUAUUUUAGCUACGAUGUUCCAAGCCAGCACCUUCAGAAUCUUUGGUUCGACAUAGACGCGGCCUUUAUUGGUGACUUAUCCGUCACUUUCAACCUCACCGCACCUCUUGAUAAUAACAACUUUUUAUUCUCCCCCGGCCAGUUCUUCCCCAGCGCUAUUAGUGUGCCUAAUGCCUUCAGUCUCAAACCAGCACUUCGUUGGGCCGUAGGUGCUGAUUUUGGUGCUGUGGGAGCUAUAUACCACAAUAGCAAUAUCACGACGGAAAUUAAUGACGGUCACGCACAUAUUGACUUUGUGGAUGCUGAUAAAUCAUACGCUAUUGGAUGGUCACCACGCCUCGCCUCUGCUGUCGAAACUGCGGAAGCAGCUACAGGACAUGCCUCGCCUUUCAUUGAUUUCACAAUUGAGUUGGCCCUUGAUGUCAUGGAUGGCCUUUACAAUACCACAGGCGGAAUCACGGCACGGCCUCAAUUUGUAAAUGAGUUGAACGUGGCACAGAGCCAAACACGCGUCAGAAAGGCUAGCCGAAUGAUCUGGCCUAGGAACGUUACCUGCACCAACGGCUUCGAGCUACGUUCAGCUUUCAAUUUCUCCGUGAACGCAUAUGUCGAGGGUUCAUGGGAGAAGAACUUGUAUAACACCACGGUCCCUAUUGCAGAUGAGUGUUACCGUUUUUAG
Messenger RNA from Daldinia childiae, 1362 nucleotides. RefSeq lists its product as uncharacterized. The transcript has 2 exons. The record is from RefSeq and is a predicted model, not a curated record. NCBI's taxonomy places the organism in Eukaryota, Fungi, Ascomycota, Sordariomycetes, Xylariales, Hypoxylaceae. The coding region runs from base 1 to 1362 and encodes 453 amino acids.